CAUAACAAUCUGUGACAACGACAUUUAUUUGGGAAUUUUGUUUUGUUGGUGUUUUGUUUAUUUAUAUUUAUUUUUUUUUGUAAAAUUAUAUGAGUUUUAAUUUAUCUGGUUUUCCCAGUUUUCCUUAAAAAUAGAUCUACGAUGAGCUCACCUCAGAAACGUAGGGGAAGACCCAAAAAAAAAACCCAACCAGAACCACAAAAACUUCAGGAACAAAAUUUAAAAACAAAAUGUCUUACAAGAAAUGCUAAGUUAAAGCAAUCAUUAGAUGCUGAGAAUAAUAAUAAUAUAACAGAAGAUUUACAAAGUAAAUGCAAAAGACGUAAUGACAAUAACUUCAACAAAAAUAUUGAUGUUGUAGCAAGAAUUAAAAUGGAUUGGGAAUCUGAUAGUGAUGAUAACUGUGACUCACAAACUAUUAAAAAUAAUGUAGAUAAUAAUGAAGGUGACAUACAAUUUACAAUUACACCAUUUGAAGAGGAACCUGAAACGUCAGUUUUAGUUGUUAAGCCUAACUCAAUUUCUUCUUCAAAUGAAGUAAAUCCAGUUAAUCAAACAAUGAAAAAAAAGUAUAAGCCUAAACCAAAAUGUAAGAAAAAGCUUGAAGAAAGAGAAGCAGAAAAUGAUUUUAUGGCUAACAAUGACCUAGCAAAAGAAAAUAACACCUUAAACUUCGGAAGGAAUAAUAUUGCUCCGAAAAUAAUUAACAACACAGAAAGUAAAAAGAUGGAAGAAUUUUUGACCAGUAAGAAAUACAAAAGUCCAUCUACCAUUGUCACCUUGACACAAGCUGAUAUGGUAGAAAAAGUUGUUAGAAAAAUACCAAAAUCCGAGAUACAGCAAAGUAAUCGAAUAAACAUUAAUAAAACUGAGAGUAUGAAGAUGGAAGAACUCUUGAUUAGUAAAUUUAAACGAGAGCAAGAGAAGCAAGGUGCUGACAACAGAUUUGAUGAUUUAAUCAAAGAAGAUAUAUUUACAUUUGAGGAUGUUAAGAACUAUGAUGUCUUUGAGAAAACUACAAAAUCAUUAUAUGAAACAUAUGAAAAAGUCCAAGAUGAGAAUGGUCAAAAUAUUCUGCAAUGCUUGCUGUGUGAAUUUGCUACUGAAACCUUUAAAACUAUGGCACUACAUUAUAAAUUUAAACACAGAGAGACUCCCAUUGAAGAAAUGUAUUUCUGCAAUUAUAAAGGAUGUCACUAUAGAGCUAUACAUAAAGGAAUGUACAUGUGGCACUUAAGGAGACAUUCUUUGGCGGCAGAUAAGCUGGUACAAGCCUUAUUUAUGUGCGAUAAAUGCAGGAUUAAGUUUUCUACAAGAAAAGAAUAUUUAAUUCAUCUUAAACAUGAGCAUAAAGUACCGCAACAACCAGAGAAAAAGCCCAACGACUUUCCUUGUGCGACUUGCAACUAUCGAGCAUCAAAGCUUGUUUAUCUAAAAAGUCAUAUUUACAGUUGUCACGUGCCGUCUAAAUUAAAAACAAGUUAUGAUUGUAACGUUUGUGGGUACAAAACUUAUUGCAAAGGUUACUUGGAAAAACAUGUGAUGUCUCAUCUAAAAGAAAAAAACAAAAACACUGACAAGGUUACCAAACGUCCGAAAAGAAAUAAAGUAAAGUAAAAGCUAGUGUUUGCUAGAAUAUACUACAAGCUGGAUGUGUUAAAUACAGGUACAAAAAUAUGCGUUUUGCAUUUAAGUUUAAGUAAGAAGAUAUAUUUGGUUAAAUGUUGAUUUUAGAUCAGAAAGGAUUUUGACGUUGUUAAAGAAGUAGUACUUAAAAACAAAGUAUUAUAAAACUUGAUUACUAUACAGGAUAGCUUUCCUGUAAAGUUAUUUAUUUUAAUAGAAAAUGGCUCUUAAAAUUAAAGGCUCAACUUUCACGCCAUCCUUUAUUAUGAUGUUAUACAUAUCACUGUAACAUGAGAAUAAGUUUUUUAUUUAUACUUCUAUAAGUCAGCUCCUAAAAGUUUAAUAAAUAUGAAAUGUUAUUGUUAUUGGUCCUAAAAAGUAGGGAAAGGAUGUACAAAAUGAUAUACUUUUUGAAAAAUUAAGAAAAUAUAUUACCAGAAACCGUUUUUUUUUUAUUAUGGAAAUCACGCUAACAAAUAAAUGAACUAUUCUACUCCCAUAAAAGUCAAGCAAGGACAAAAGAAAAAUACAUUUUCUUAUUAGUUCAGAAGUGUAUUUUUUGUCGAUUCAGCGCGUGUCUAUUUUUGCAAGAACAGCAGUGGAAAAAGUGUUUUUUUUGGCAUCUUGUACUGUUUUGUGUAGUAUAAGCAAUUACUCUAAUCAUCGUCAUCCCCGGAAAAAGCUUCUUUUUCUUUUUCUGAUUCCGAUCCUGAAGAACUUUUCUUUUUUUUCUCACUUCAAUGACUUCCUCCGGUUGGUUUUUCUUCUUUGUUUCUUCUAAGUCUGGGGUUAAAUGUAGUAGCCACCCACAUACCCUGACUUUUUCUUGGUUUUCUUUUCACUUCCCCCGAUACAAAACGACUUACUGAAGAUGGGCUUAGGUUAAAUGGAGUGACUGCAAGCAUAUUUUGUCCUCUGCUGUGCUGUAUAUAUGUGUCAGACUCAGAUUGACUUUGAAUAGCUGUGGAAUCGGAAUUAAUAUUUUUAGUGCUGGUUCAGAGUUUUCAUUAAGUUGAAACUUCGUACAUAUAGUCCUGGAAACUGUCCGGAUUGAACUACUCCAAUUUUUUGCAAAUCCAUUGAUAGCAUUUUGCACUGCUGUGGCUUAGCAAUAGCCUUCGUUAAAUAAAUAACCAAUUUGAAAUUGGGUUACAACUCUAUCUGGAUUGUGUUUGAACCACUUACUGAUUUCUUGGUCCUAAUGUCUUCAGAGGUCCAAGUGUAAGAAAGUCAUGUCAUGUCCAAGCGUUGAAUGCCGUGGAUGCAGUGCAAAGCAAAGCAAUGUCAUUCGCUUUUGCGAACAAAAGUGCGUGUAAAUAUUUAUGACUUGAGUGACCCUCGACAAUUAACAAAACUUUUUCAUCUAGACUUGCCUUGGUGUGUUUUUAGAAAUGCCCCAAAUAUUACAGAAAAACUGAGCCUGUCAUCUAUCUAGACUCUUAAGCUAACAACAAUGUUUCUGGAGGAGUAUGAUUUCCUAAUUCUUGCUUAAGGUUUGUUUCUGGCGAAAAUCAGCGCUGGUAGGACAGUUUCUAUUUGAAGACAUCGCACACACUAUUGUCAUAUGAGAUCCUCUUUUUGCGCUUGUUAUAGCGCCAACAUGAUGUUUCCGUGCUGCUGUGGCAAAGACUUUCUGAGGACGUAGCACAAUCCAGACUCACCUGAAUUAUAAAUUCUCAACCCAUGUUUUUGUAUUAAACCACUUUUUGAUUGGUUUUUAAAAAUUCAGCUUGAGUUCUGUUAAAAGCCUGAACCCUCGCGGUGGAUGUGGUGCCGAUCACUUCUGGACGAAAUGUUGUUUUAUGUUUUCCUAGCCUUUUCUCUCCUGGCUUCAGCUCCUUAUUUUUUUUUAACGCAUGCCUAUUUAAUGAAGUUUUCGGCCUUCCCUUUAUAGUUGCAUAGUAUAAGUCUGCCCUACUCAGUCACAUAUUAAAUAAAAAUUAUUUAAAAACAAACUACAAGAGGACUUCCGCAUGACAUUUCACUCCGUCAACACGUGGUUGCACUUUGUCCUCUCCUUUCCUCCCAAACCGGUUUUCAGACCCCUUCUCAACACUAGCCGCUGGAUGCAUUGCGGGAGAAGCGGACUGCCGCGCCCCGACACUGAAUUCCCUUUCAACUCAGUACGCACUGGCAAGAGAGAGAGUUACACUUAGAUUUUUGUUAGAGUUAAAUUCCUAACACCUGAACUAAAAAUAUUGUCUUACCUGGUUAUUUUCUUUUCACGUUAUACGCUUUCAAAAAAAAAGUGUUGGUGUGAAAACAAAAUUUCUACCCAGUGCUACUCACAUAGUUAGUUAUUCAAGGGGAAUUGAAUUAUGAUAUACAAUAUGGAGUAGCAUAAUGGCAUUUAUUAAGGAUUGUACAGGCGCUAUUUAGCAAAUCUUUUUGCCCCAUUAUACCAUUUUGUACACCUUUCCCCUAGAUGAUAGGUAGAGUUUACAAUAUUUACGAUUAAGUGCCUUAAUAUCUGCCUUCCUAUAUACACCUAUAUUGAUAAUAAAUGUAUUUACAAGUC
Messenger RNA from Anthonomus grandis grandis, 4144 nucleotides. RefSeq names its product myoneurin-like. The record is from RefSeq and is a predicted model, not a curated record. NCBI's taxonomy places the organism in Eukaryota, Metazoa, Arthropoda, Insecta, Coleoptera, Curculionidae. Bases 142 to 1617 code for a protein of 491 amino acids. The transcript has 6 exons.